CAACAAUCAGGCGACACACCACCUUCGGUGUAUGGGGGCGGUCGCUCUUACCCGAUAUACGAGUGCCCAUUGACGAGUGCCGGCACGGCAGCAACUACGCUAUGUCGAAACCUAUUGACUAUUCCAAGUGGAACCAUCUGGAUGACAGCAGCGAUGACGAGGAUCAAACUUGCCAACCGACGUCCAAGACGCCAGGCAAGACGCCAGGCAGUCUGUCUGCCACUCACGUCGCCCAAUGGACUCCCGGCGACGAAUCACAGCCAACACGGCCCUCCACCAGCACCAUAUGCGGCCCUCCCGACACUCUCUGUCCCCCCGCGGCUCCCAGACUGACAGUCAUCAGCCUCCGGCGUGCGCCACAGACCGUCGCGGCGUCCCGAAAGGCCAAGAAGGGCAAGACGCAUUGCGGCGUACAAAUGCCGAUCACGUUCGAGGAGAUGCCCGGGUGGAUGGUGCGGAAGGAUCCCGUCGCCCCUGACGCAAGUGUCGAGGUCGAGAAGUGCAUCGUGUGCCGCAAGCUGCCGCCGGCUGGGAGGGAGCACUUCAUGGUGUGCAGCCGCUGUGUCCGGGAGGUCAGUCCGCAUUACUGCGGCCAGGCGUGUUUGCGGCAGCACUUCGGCAGGGGACAGCACCUGCAGCACUUCUGCGAGACUGGGCGGUAUCUGUACGACUCCAUCCCUCUCCGUGGCAACUCGGCGGCCGUCAAGUAUGUGCUGGGGUGGAUGGACGAGGACACCUACAUGAAGCUGCAGCGGCGGAAGCAGAAGGCGAUUCUUGCCGAGAUCGACAGCAACGGGGAGGCGGUGGUGAAGCUGACGGUGUGCGUCGAGAGCUACGGGACGAGCCGCGUCUACUGCGUCGUCUCGCUGACCAACGAGUCCCUCCCCGGACACGAAGACCGGACGCCGCCGCCUGACACGGGAGGGAUGGUGUAUCGCGAGCAUGGCACCGUCAUCUACUCGUCGUUCAUCGUGGCCCCCGUCUCCACCGGUGGGCUGCUCCAUCUGCAGCAGCUGAGCCCCGAGAUGCGCGAGGUGAUGCACGUCAAGGGCGUGGACGUGAUGCAGAAGACGACUUAUGACCUGCUGAGCAGACAGCCGCCGCUCUUCCCCGCGCCAUUGAUCUGUGACACGGUCGACUCGGCCUUCUGGAGGGGGGAGAAAUGCGCCCUGUCUGUGGAUGGAGAGGUCUUCCACUGGUACUUCCUGCCGCACGACGCACAUGUGAGCGACACAUGGGGAAGGAGAGAAACACAGACGGAUGGGAUUGAUUGCUGCAUGUGGUGUGUGCAGGUGCUCACCACGUCGCUGAGGGACGCUGCAGGCCAGCUGUUUGGGCCGGUGGGGGAGGAAAGGAUGACUGAGCUGCUUGCUGGCACAGCCGCCGCAAUGUGCAAGCGGCUCAUGGGCGUCAAGGCGUUCCUGAGUCGCGAGGAGUGGCGCAAGGCCAUCGUGCAGGAGAUCACCCAGAGGGCGGGCCUGCAUGCCCUCUUCACACGGCUGUGCGGCCAACGCGCCACACAGGUGAGAUCAGAGGAACAACACGAAGACACAGCACACAGUCACCUGUGGCUGAGUGAACUCAUCUCUCCCUCUCUCUCUGUGUGUGCAGAGGGAUGUGUCGGUGGUCAGCGUCAAGACUGAGUACAUCGAGACCGUACUCAGCCACAUCGACGCCUUCCGCAAACAACUGGUCGACUAUGCGAGAGACCUCAGGAGCCUCAUCGGCACGGGCAACUCGCUCGCCGAGUUUGCCGACAUGACCGCCGCCCAGAUGCGGCAGAUCGAGGAGGAGCUCUCGCGUGUAAGCUUUCCCCCUGCUAUGGAGGAGAGAGUGGCCCGACACCGACAGCCGCUGCGCGACCCCUCGGUGCGCGAGAGGGUGGAGGGUGGGGUGGUGACGCUGGCGGAUGGGAAACGAGUGACGGAGGCUGACCUGGCGCUGAGCGUACAUGGGCUCAUCUGAUCUCAUCGGUGAUCGUCUGAUGGUAUUUUUAUCCAUCUCUGUGGUUCGUGUGUGCACUGUCCUGCCGUGUCGUUUGUCGUCUGGUCUGCCUGGUGAUCUUUAUUUAUCGUCGCCAAUUGUCUGUGUGGCGUGAUAUGAUGAGCGACUGGCGCGAGACGGUUUAUGUGUUCGUGGAGCCGAGCAAAUGGAAGACACGAUGUGUAUUUGACAUAAAUUGAUC
Messenger RNA from Vitrella brassicaformis, 2185 nucleotides. The record is from the annotation of a GenBank genome assembly. NCBI's taxonomy places the organism in Eukaryota, Vitrellaceae.